AAGGAAUUAAUUACAUAAACAAAAUCAUUUAAGCUUUUAUCAAUUAAUAUUUCAGAGACUUUUUGAAAAUGAAUCGCAUUGGAAGAACUUUACAGAUUCUAUCACGGCAGCAACCCACCAUUAAAUUUAUUUAUGCAAGGCCUAUCAUUAUCGCAAACCAACUUUGCGUUAGUAAUGUAAGGCAUCGAGCAUCUAUAGCAAUAGAGGACAGUUACGUCAAAAAGUUUAUGAAUGCUGUGGGAUGGAUGGAUCAAUCGAGGACUCGUUUAAAACUCACAGGAUAUUUUCUUUAUGAAAGUAUUCCUGACAAAGUGGCAUACAAAGAGUGGUUUAAGGAGUUAAAUCUACCUGAUACCUUUGUGUCCUGGUUCAGUAUAACAGAGUUGCAUGUUUGGAUGCUUAUGGUACGCUACAUGGCCGAGGAUGUGCCGGCUGCCUUGACAGAAAAGAAGAAAUAUGUCAAAGGAGAUGGCUAUUUUGUGAGGAACUGUAUUAUAGAGGCAUUGUGGGCAGAUGUUGGAAAUAAAAUUAAAUUGUUAGAGGGGGCUAAUCCAGCAAUUGCUAGGAAACAAGUGUCUGAACUAUCAGAACAAUUCCAAGCGGCACUGGUAGCCUACGAUGAAGGCAUUGAGGAUGAUAGAGUUCUCGCUGCUGCCAUCUGGAGGAGGUUCUACUCAUUAUCACCGGACACAAAUGCUGAGCAUGUAGAGAAAAUUGUCAAGUUUGUAAGACAUCAGAUAUCUAGAUUAGACAAAAUACCUAGUCAAGAUUUAAAAUGGAAGCCUGAAAUCAAAUGGUUAAGUAUACUGGAUAAUUAGUUUACAAUUUAAUCAUAAUUUAUUUAAUCUGUUUUUAGUUAGUGUUGAAUAUGUAAAUACAUAUAUUAAUUAUA
Messenger RNA from Plodia interpunctella (Indianmeal moth), 892 nucleotides. RefSeq names its product ubiquinol-cytochrome-c reductase complex assembly factor 1 (gene Uqcc1). Gene Ontology annotation, biological process: mitochondrial respiratory chain complex III assembly. The record is from RefSeq and is a predicted model, not a curated record. Bases 69 to 818 code for a protein of 249 amino acids. Gene Ontology annotation, cellular component: mitochondrion. NCBI's taxonomy places the organism in Eukaryota, Metazoa, Arthropoda, Insecta, Lepidoptera, Pyralidae. The transcript has 5 exons.